AUGCAACUGAAAAAUUUGGUAAUUGCUGCUGCACUAGCCGCAAGUGCCGAUGCUUGGUCCCCUACUAAUAGUUACGUUCCUGCAAAUGUUUCCUGUGCUGAUGACAUCAAAUUAAUUAGAGAAGCUUCGAAGACUUUGUCUGAUAAUGAAACCUCAUGGUUACAGAAGCGUGACCCUAUUGCUUCAGAGGCCUUGUUAGCAUUUGUCCAACGAGCAAUGGCUAAUAUCUCAUCUGCAGAUGAUUUGGCUGAACGAAUCUUUUCAAACUCUUCUACUGCUCCAAAAAUUGGUAUUGCUGCCUCCGGUGGUGGUUACCGUGCAAUGUUAAGCGGUGCAGGUAUGAUUGCUGCCAUGGAUAAUAGAACUGUCGGUGCUAACGAACAUGGUCUUGGUGGUUUGUUGCAAGGUUCUACAUAUUUGGCCGGUCUUUCUGGUGGUAACUGGAUGACAGGUACCCUUGCUUGGAAUAAUUGGACCUCUGUUCAAGAUAUCUUGAACGGAUUUUAUAAUGAUUCGGAUACUCAAAUCUGGGAUCUAGACCAUUCCGUCGUUACUCCAGGUGGUAUUAACGUCUUUAAGACAGGUUCCAGAUGGGAUCACAUCUCCGAUGCUGUUCAAGCAAAACAAGAUGCAGGUUUCAAUAUCUCGCUUGCCGAUGUCUGGGGUCGUGCCUUGGCUUAUAACUUUUUCCCAUCUUUGUAUAGAGGUGGUGUCGGUUACACUUGGUCCACUCUAAGAGAUACAGAUGUCUUUAAGAAUGGUGAAAUGCCUUUCCCAAUCUCCGUCGCCGACGGUAGAUAUCCAGGGACUACUGUUAUCAAUUUGAAUGCGACUGUCUUUGAAUUCAACCCAUUUGAAAUGGGUUCUUGGGAUCCAACUCUAAACAGUUUCGCUGACGUCAAGUAUCUAGGUACCAACGUUUCUAACGGUUCUCCAGUGAAUCAAGGUAAAUGUAUUGCUGGUUUUGAUAACACAGGUUUCGUCAUGGGUACUUCUUCAACUUUGUUUAACCAGUUUUUGCUACAACUGAAUACAACAAGUUUACCAUCUUUCAUUCAAUCAUUGGCUAAACAUUUCUUAAACGAUUUAUCAGAUGAUUAUAAUGAUAUUGCUAUCUAUGCCCCAAAUCCAUUUAGGGACGCUGAUACUAUUGCAUCCAACUAUUCUCAAAGUAUUGCUGAAUCGGAAUACUUGUUCUUGGUUGAUGGUGGUGAAGAUCUCGAAAACAUCCCAUUGGUUCCUUUAAUUCAGAAACAAAGAGACCUAGAUGUUGUCUUUGCUCUAGAUAACUCUGCUGACACUAACUCUUCAUGGCCUGAUGGUACCUCUUUGGUAAGCACUUACCAAAGACAAUUCGGUUUACAAGGUAAUGGUAUGGCUUUCCCAUAUGUUCCAGAUGAAAACACUUUUGUUAACUUAGGUCUAAACACUAAGCCAACUUUCUUUGGUUGUGAUGCUUCAAAUAUGACCGAUCUAGAUUACAUCCCACCUUUAAUCGUUUACAUUCCAAACUCUUACCAUUCUUACCAAGGUAAUCAAAGUACUUUCAAAUUAUCUUACUCUACAGAUGAAAGAAUUGGUGUUAUUCAAAACGGUUUCGAAUCCGCCACUAGAGGUAACUUGACUGAUGACAGUGACUACAUUGGUUGUAUUGGUUGUGCAAUCUUAAGACGUAAGCAACAAUCCUUGAAUGCCACCUUACCAUCUGAAUGUGAGCAAUGUUUCACCAACUACUGUUGGAAUGGUACUAUUGCCAGUGCUUCAGUUAAUGGUUCUGAUGCAAAGGCUACAACCACUGACAUUGCUGCUGCUACUGCCGAAGGUGUUGAUUCAUCUGCAACCGGUAGUUCCACAAGUGUCUCUGGUACUGUUUCUCAUACUUCUUCUACAAAGACCUCCAAGACUAAAUCAUCCAAGUCUAAGAAUGCUGCUAAUAUAUUAAACGCUCAAAACAUUGGUCUAUUCUCAUUAAUUUCUGCUUUGAUGAACUUCUUAUAA
Molecule: messenger RNA, 1998 nt
Organism: Maudiozyma barnettii
Lineage: Eukaryota; Fungi; Ascomycota; Saccharomycetes; Saccharomycetales; Saccharomycetaceae
Product: lysophospholipase family protein
Exons: 1
Coding region: 1-1998 (665 amino acids)
Biological process (GO): glycerophospholipid catabolic process
Cellular component (GO): cytosol; plasma membrane; intracellular membrane-bounded organelle
Molecular function (GO): A2-type glycerophospholipase activity
Source: RefSeq, a predicted model, not a curated record